GCCGUGCGACCACUUCCGGUGAAGCUCUCAAAGUGUUAGCAUAUCGUUUCGCACUAGUGCGAUAAAAUUUUGUGUAUUUCUGUUCGCGGAAGAAAAAUUUUUUCUCGUCCUAGAGUGGAUCCGUGUGGCGACGCCGCGAAACAUCAUCGGGAGUCAAUGUAAAAGAAUUUACAAUCGAAAAAUAUAAAAUAAUCGAAAAUAAUAAUACAACCAAACAUAACCUACAACAAAAUAAAUGAACAACACGUGCAAAAAACACAAUCGAAUUAAAACACAAAAUUAAAUUAUAAACAAACAAUACAAAGGCAAGAUGGGCCAUUACUGGCCUUAGCCUGUCACGUUAGUGACACAGCAAAUAAAAAAAAAAAAAAAAAAAAGCCGUGCGAACUAGAAAUGUCAAAAACAAACAACGUGCAGGCCUUUCUCGCAGCGUUUCUUAUAAAAUUAUUCCCAAUCACAUCGUAAAUUGAAUAAAACCAUAUAGAUCUCGGUUCGUCGCUAGAUUCUAGAGACAAUGGCCGGAUUAGAACUGAUUGUUGGUACGUACGAGGAGUACACGGUCGGGUACAAAGUGGAACCUUUCAGUACGGAUCCCUCACGGCAGUACUUGAAGGAAACGUUCUCCACUCACAAUCACACGGCAUCGGUGAGGGUGCUGGCCAGCCACAACAAAUACCUAGCAUCCGGUGGAGCAGAUGAUCGCAUCUGUGUGUUCGAUUUGGAGAACGGCACCUUGAUGGACGAAUUACUUCACCAUCAGGGAACAAUCAACUGUUUGACUUUCUCGGUUGAUGGAAGCUAUCUUUUCAGCGGUAGUUUCGAUGGUACUAUUUCUGCUAUCAACAUGAAAAGAUUAGUCGUGGAUAAAGUAUGGAAGAAUGCUCAUAAAAGUGCGGUGCUGUGUAUCACAAUUCAUCCGCAUGGUAAAGUGGCGCUGUCACUAGGAGCAGACAUGAUGCUGCGGACCUGGGAUAUGGUGUCUGGACGGACCAUAUACACACGGGGAUUACGUAGUGAUCCUAAAUACGGUGGAAACUUGUCGUUAGUCGAGUGGAGUCCAGACGGGAAGAAUUUCGUUCUGGUCGGCAAUCGGGUGGUGGAUGUUGUUUCGUUGGAAUCCACGAAAUCAAUCCGGACGGUUGAGUGUAGCACCCGACCGGUUUCGCUCUGUUGGAUUUCCGAGUCGGAAAUCGCAGUUGGAUUGGACGAUGGCCAUUUGCUGAUGUUUAACAUAUAUAACGAAGAGGAACCAGAUCAGUUUCGUGCGUACGAAUCCCGAUUGAAGGCAAUUGCGUGUGUGGGAGGUAACUAUUUGGCGGCUGCUUCCAGUGCCGGGGAUAUCAGUCUAUGGAAAAUUGAUGGCAACGAUUUUCUCGAACUGUGCACUACAAACAUUGGUUGCAGACCGACUUGUAUGCUGUUGGUGGAAGCCGAUAAACUCGGUUUGCACCGGUACUUGAACAAGCAGACGGACAGUAAGGAUGAGUUACGAAAACAGUUGAAAAAGUUUCAAACGGUCGGUAAAGUAACGGUGGAGCAUGAGAAUCCGACCGAAAAUGCAAGCUUUACGACAGAAAAUAAGCAAAAGAAACGAGUUGUGACGAAUGAGACGACGUGCUUCACUAGCACUCCUGUUGUGAAGAAUAAGAAAAUGGUGAAGAAACCGGUUGUCAAGUCAGCGUCAGUAUCAAAGACUACUUCGAUGAAGAACACGAAGAGAAAAGCAGCGAAUCAUAGUUGUUCAGGUAUGAGUUGGCUGGAGGAGGACGUUGUAGCGGGUGAAGUAGCAGCAGAGAAAGUCUCCAAGUCUAAGAAAUCGGCAGACCUACUGAACAAAACGGAUGGUGGGAAAAAUGUUACGAAGAAGAGUAACAAUUGGAAAUCGGUUUCAUUCUAGGCUACCAAAAUAUGUAGACCUUGUUAUUACACGAUGAACGUACAAGAAGAUUGACAUGUUUAAUGAAGUGAAGCGAUUCAUAAGUUGUUUGAAAGCCAAGUUGAAGUUGAUUUUCAAUAAACCUUUUUUGUUUCAUCAUA
Messenger RNA from Malaya genurostris, 2037 nucleotides. RefSeq names its product p21-activated protein kinase-interacting protein 1-like. Gene Ontology annotation, molecular function: protein binding. The record is from RefSeq and is a predicted model, not a curated record. The coding region runs from base 515 to 1897 and encodes 460 amino acids. The transcript is spliced from 2 exons. Lineage: Eukaryota; Metazoa; Arthropoda; Insecta; Diptera; Culicidae.